Molecule: messenger RNA, 925 nt
Organism: Larimichthys crocea (large yellow croaker)
Lineage: Eukaryota; Metazoa; Chordata; Actinopteri; Sciaenidae
Product: doublesex- and mab-3-related transcription factor B1
Exons: 3
Coding region: 131-862 (243 amino acids)
Biological process (GO): regulation of transcription by RNA polymerase II; sex differentiation
Cellular component (GO): nucleus
Molecular function (GO): DNA-binding transcription factor activity, RNA polymerase II-specific; RNA polymerase II cis-regulatory region sequence-specific DNA binding
Source: RefSeq, a predicted model, not a curated record
UCCUGAUUGGUCUCCCAUUAUUUUCCAUGGGCCAAUAAUGUCAGGCCUGAAAAAUGAUUUUUUACACAAAGUUCAGACCGGGUCAUAAAGUUCCCACAGAUGUGAGAAGUCAUCAAAGAACCAGGCUGACAUGUCGUUAUCAAAGCAGCCCCGGGAGCUGAAGUGCAGCCGCUGCCGACACCAUGGCAUCAUCGUGCCGCAGAAGGGCCACACCAAGUCCUGCCCGUUCCUGAGCUGCGACUGCUGGAAGUGCUACCUCAUCACGCAGCGGAGCCGGAUCGCGGCCCUCCAGCGGACCCUGAAGAAAGCCCAGACCGAGAUCCAGAGCAAAGAGCAGCCGGCGGCUGAGGGGCCGGAUGGAGCCGCCCGUCAGUUAGCCGCAUCUGGACUUCGACGUCCCGCACCGUCGGGAGGAGGAGGAGGGGGGCGCUCCGCCGCCUGGUGCCUUCCUCUGGAUCUCCGGAGCAGACCGGCCGCGGGAGGUGCGAGUAAGGCCGGUUAUGACACCGGAAAGGUGGAGGAGGCGACAUGGACAGCGUAUAAUGACGUUGCCCCUCUGCCGGUCAUUCACCUGAUGUCAGCUCAUUGCCCCAGCGGUUGCGUGCCGUGUCCACACUUCAUGCCGCCCAGGCCUGCCGGUGAUCUCUGUGGACCCCGACUGGUCCCCCACUUUCAGUCCGCUGCUCUGCAUUACCCGCCUGCACCACAGCCCGGACCUCGUGCUGAGUGCAGACACGUGUUCUUCAGCCUUCAGCCGCCACCUCUCCCAGACGCCUUCCAGAGGGAAGUGGAGCUGAAAUCAAAGCAGCCACAGCUUCCUAUGUGCAAACGCACAGGGAAGGACAUAGUGGAGCUGGAUUAGAGCCGAGGGACAGAUUCUAAGAACUGAGCUUGUUCCUGUUUUCAAUGCACAUUUUCAUUCAUU